Molecule: messenger RNA, 249 nt
Organism: Ectocarpus siliculosus
Lineage: Eukaryota; Phaeophyceae; Ectocarpales; Ectocarpaceae
Source: the annotation of a GenBank genome assembly
AUGCUACGUAGUGGACGUAGAUGGGGCACCGUUCAUAUUGUCUCCGCGAUCCUCCGUCUUAACGGGCAGGUCACGUUUGUCGCAUCACAUGAGCAAGGUUCGGUGGUUGCGCCCGUGGGGACGUCCACCGGAAGUAUCUUCGCACCCCCGGCGCUAGGAGGGCAGAACGGCUCGGACUUGGUGGAUUCCAACAACGCCGCCAUGUCCCCGGCUCAUCAUCCGGACAUGCCGAUGACGACGUCGCCAUAA